AUGACAGAGAAGAGUCGACCGAUUGAAUUGCAAAUUCCCAUGCCCUGGGGUCACAUAGCCGGCUGUUGGUAUGGCGAUCCGCUGGGGCGGCCGCUGCUCGCUCUACACGGUUGGCAAGAUAAUGCGGGCAGUUUUGCACGCUUGGCGCCGCUAAUUGCAGCGCAGCGACCCAUUCUGGCGAUCGAUUUGCCCGGUCAUGGACGCUCGUCGCACUUUCCCGCCGGCAUGUCGUAUCACUUCAACGAUUUCCUACGCGUCGUGCAUCGCAUUGUUCGCCAUUACAAGUGGCGUAGCGUAUCCCUUCUGGGACAUUCGAUGGGCGCAGCUUUGAGCUUUUACUAUGCCGCACUCUUUCCGAACACUGUCGAUAUGAUCAUAGCGAUUGAUACAUUGACCACGCUAUACUUUCCGCCGCAUAUACAGAUCGAUAUGAUGACCGUGAUGACGGAGAAGUCACUGAACGAGGAAGAUCGCUUGCGUGAGCCAGCGCCAAUGCCACUUUACAGUUAUGAGAAUUUAACAGAUUUGCUCUAUCGUGGUUCAGAACAAUCUGUGGAGUUGGAGCAUUGCAAGUGUCUGUUGGAGCGUAGUGUUCGGCUCGCUGAAGGGCAAUCGGAUAUGUAUUAUUUCUCACGUGAUACCCGCGUUAAGCUCAUGGAAAUGGUUUUCACACCGCCGGAGCUGGUGCUGGCGUUGGCUGAACGCUUGCGUAAUAUUCAUUAUCUCGUCAUUAAAGCUGAGCGCUCGUACCACAUAGAGGUGGAAGAUUUAAGUGCGAUCUUUCGUAUUCUGCGUGCAAAUAAUCCCACAUUCGAGUUCCACGUCAUGAAGGGUGAGAAGCAUCAUGUUCACCUGAAUAGUCCCGACAAAGUGGCGGCGUAUGUAGUGCAUUUUCUACGUAUGUAUGGCGGAGGGUGGCAUAAACCAGCGGAGGCUAAACUGUAG
Bactrocera neohumeralis is the source of this 945-nucleotide messenger RNA. Its product is annotated as probable serine hydrolase. The coding region runs from base 1 to 945 and encodes 314 amino acids. The transcript has 2 exons. NCBI's taxonomy places the organism in Eukaryota, Metazoa, Arthropoda, Insecta, Diptera, Tephritidae. The record is from RefSeq and is a predicted model, not a curated record.